ACGUGAGAAAGAGCAGGCAACCGAGCAUCGGAGAACUACUGCGUGUGAGCCGCUUUCUCCUCCGCGCUGCCGGCGGAUCUCUUCCUGUCUUCCUGAGACCCUCGCGGGCCGCUGUCCCGCCGCAGUCAUGAAGCCAAAGCCACUUUCCCACAAGACCGAGAACACUUACCGGUUUCUUACAUUUGCUGAAAGACUAGGGAAUGUGAACAUUGAUAUUAUUCACCGUAUCGAUAGAACUGCAAGCUAUGAGGAGGACGUCGAGACUUACUUCUUCGAGGCUCUGCUGAAGUGGAGAGAACUGAACCUUACAGAGCACUUCGGGAAAUUUUACAAAGAAGUCAUUGACAAAUGCCAAUCUUUUAACCAGUUGGUCUAUCAUCAAAAUGAAAUCGUCCAGAGCUUGAAGACUCACCUGCAGAUUAGGAACAGUUUUGCCUUCCAACCUCUUUUGGAUUUAGUAGUCCAGUUGGCACGAGAUCUGCAGACUGAUUUCUACCCCCACUUUGAAGACUUCUUCCUGACAAUCACGUCCAUCCUGGAGACUCAGGACACAGAACUGUUAGAAUGGGCUUUCACCUCGCUCUCGUAUCUUUACAAGUACCUGUGGAGACUGAUGGUGAAGGACAUGUCCAAGAUAUACAGCCUGUAUAGCACCCUCUUGGCUCAUAAAAAACUACAUAUAAGAAAUUUUGCUGCCGAAAGUUUUACUUUCUUGAUGAGAAAGGUCUCUGAUAAAAAUGCACUUUUCAAUUUAAUGUUUCUUGAUCUUAAUGAACAUCCAGAAAAAGUGGAAGGAGUUGGACAACUGCUCUUUGAAAUGUGCAAAGGAGUCAGAAAUAUGUUUCAUUCCUGCACAGGCCAGGCACUCCCGCUCCUUCUGCAGAAGCUAGGACCAGUCACUGAGACAGAAACUCAACUACCGUGGAUUCUAGUUGGGGAAACCCUGAAAACCAUGGCCAGAUCCACUGUAGUGUAUAUCUACAAGGAACAUUUUGGUGUGUUUUUUGACUGUUUGCAAGAGUCACUCCUGGAGCUACACAACAAAUCGACAGAAGCAAACUGCCGUGAAAGCUCUGAACAGAUGAGCCGCUUGCUGGAAACAUACCUGAUCGUCGUGAAACACGGAAGUGGCUCCAAAAUACCACUGCCUGCUGACGUUUGUGGGGUAUUGUCUGAAGCAUUACAGACAGCCAAUCUGUCCACAUCUUGCCGGAAGACUCUCUUGGAUGUAGUUUCUGCUUUGCUCCUAGCUGAGAAUGUUUCCUUGCCAGAGACCCUCAUCAAAGAAACUAUAGAAAAAGUAUUUGAAAGCAAAUUUGAAAGACGUUUGAUUUUGGAUUUUUCUGAAGUCAUGUUUGCUAUGAAGCAGUUUGAGCAGCUGUUUCUACCGAGCUUUCUUUUGUACAUUGAGAAUUGCUUCUUGAUGGACAACUCUGUGGUCAGCGAUGAAGCACUGGCCAUUUUAGCCAAACUCAUUCUGAACAAAGCUGCUCCUCCCACUGCCGGCUCCAUGGCCAUUGAAAAGUACCCUCUGAUUUUCUCACAGCAGACAGUGGGAUCCUACUUACAGCAGAGGAAGGCUGACUCCAAGAGAAGAAAGGAACAGUUUCCAGUCUUAAACCAUCUCUUAUCCAUAGUUCAGUUACCCCCAAAUAAAGAUGCCACUUACCUUUCACAGUCUUGGGCAGCCCUUGUGGUAUUACCUCAUCUUAGACCUCUUGAGAAAGAGAAGACGAUAUCACUUGUGUCCUGCUUCAUAGAGUCACUCUUCCUGGCUGUUGACAGAGGGAGCUUUGGAAAAGGACACUUAUUUGUUCUUUGUCAAGCUGUAAAUACUCUACUAAGUUUGGAAGAGUCUUCUGAACUCCUUCAUCUGGUUCCUGUGGAACGGGUAAAGCACUUAGUGCUAACAUUUCCAAUGGAGCCAUCUGUGUUGCUGUUGGCCGAUCUCUAUUAUCAGAGGCUAGCAUUAUGUGGAUGUAAAGGGCCACUCUCUGAGGAGGCUUUAAUGGAAUUAUUUCCCAAGUUACAAGCAAACAUCUCAUCUGGUGUCUCCAAGAUUCGGCUUUUGACAAUAAGGAUCCUAAAUCAUUUUGACAUCCGGCUUCCAGUUUCAAUGGAGGAUGAUGGGCUCUCAGAGAGGCAGUCAGCCUUUGCUAUAUUACGCCAGGCUGAACUUGUGCCGGCAACUGUGAGCGACUACAGAGAGAAGCUUCUGCACUUGAGAAAGCUGAGGCAUGACGUGGUGCAGGGGACGGUCCCUCAGGGACAACUGCAGGAGGUGCCACUCCGCUAUCUGUUAGGCAUGCUGUAUGUCAACUUCAGUGCCCUCUGGGACCCUGUUAUUGAGCUCAUAAGUUCUCAUGCCCAUGGAAUGGAAAACAAGCAAUUCUGGAACGUCUGCUAUGAACAUCUGGAAAAGGCAGCUUCUCAUGCCGAGAAAGAACUGCAGAAGGAUGUAAGAGACCAAGAGUCCACGGGAGAUGAAAGUUGGGAGCAAACCCAGGAAGGAGACGUUGGUGCUCUUUACCAGCAGCAGUUAGCGUUGAAAACCAACUGUCGGGAACGACUGGACCAUACCAACUUCCGAUUCUUGCUUUGGCGAGCUUUGGCCAAGUUCCCAGAGAGAGUAGAGCCAAGGUCCAGGGAACUUUCCCCACUUUUCCUGAGAUUCAUCAACAAUGAGUAUUAUCCAGCAGAUCUGCAAGUUGCUCCUACUCAGGAUCUACGCAGAAAAGGCCGAGGAGCAGUGGCUGAGGAAGCAGAGGAAGAACCUGCUGCUGUAGAGGAUGAAGAACUGGAGGAAGAGGCCGUGCCCACAGAUGAAGCGCCCCAGAAGAAGAAGACAAGAAGGGCUGCAGCAAAGCAGCUCAUUGCUCAUUUGCAAGUCUUCUCUAAGUUUUCAAACCCACGGGCCUUAUAUCUAGAAUCCAAAUUGUAUGAAUUAUAUCUUCAGUUAUUGCUACACCAAGAUCAAGCCGUGCAAAAAAUAACUUUGGACUGCAUAAUGACCUACAGGCAUCCUCAUAUCCUCCCUUACAGGGAAAACUUACAAAGGCUGCUGGACGACCGAAGCUUUAAGGAAGAGAUCGUGCAUUUCAACAUCUCGGAAGAUAACACUGUGGUGAAAGCGGCCCACCGGGCAGAUUUGUUUCCCAUUCUGAUGAGAAUUUUGUAUGGGCGGAUGAAGAAUAAGACAGGGAGUAAAACCCAGGGCAAAUCCGCUUCGGGAACCCGCAUGGCCAUUGUUUUGCGGUUCCUCGCGGGGAGCCAACCUGAAGAGAUCCAGUUAUUCUUAGACCUGCUGUCUGAGCCUGUGAAGCACUUCAAGAACGGGGACUGCUGUUCUGCAGUCAUCCAGGCAGUGGAAGAUUUGGAUGUGUCUAAAGUUCUCCCUCUGGGGCGGCAGCACGGCGUCUUGAACAGCCUGGAGGUCGUGUUGAAGAACAUCAGUCAUCUCAUCAGCGCAUACCUUCCCAAGAUCCUGCAGAUCCUGCUGUGUAUGACAGCAACCGUCUCCCACAUCCUCAACCAACGAGAGAAGAUACAGCUGAGGUUUAUUAACCCACUGAAAAAUUUAAGACGUCUGGGAAUCAAGAUGGUCACCGAUAUCUUUUUGGAUUGGGAAUCCUAUCAGUUCAGAGCAGAAGAGAUUGAUGCUGUGUUUCAUGGUGCAGUUUGGCCCCAGAUCUGCAGGCUUGGAUCUGAGACUCAGUAUUCGCCUACUCCUCUGUUGAAACUAAUUAGUAUCUGGAGCAGAAAUGCAAGAUAUUUCCCUCUUCUGGCUAAACAGAGACCUGGGCACCCAGAAUGUGAUAUCCUGACCAAUGUCUUUGCAGUUCUCUCAGCAAAGAACCUGUCGGAUGCCACAGCUAGCAUUAUAAUGGAGAUAGUCGACGAUCUCCUCAACCUUCCAGAUUUCGAGCCCACAGAAACAGUGCUGAGCCUGCCGGUAACUGGCUGUGUGUAUGCCGACGUAGCAGAGAACACAGAGCCUGUCACUAUAGGAGGGAGAUUGAUUCUGCCACAUGUGCCUGCAAUUCUUCAGUAUCUCAGCAAAACCACGAUAAGUGCAGAGAAGGUGAAGAAGAAAAAGAACAGGGUUCAAGUCAGUAAGGAGCUCGGCAUUCUUUCCAAGAUAAGCAAGUUUAUGAAAGACAGAGAACAGUGUUCUCUCCUCAUUACACUUCUCCUUCCGUUCCUCCUCCGGGGCAAUGUUGCUCAGGAUACAGAGCUUGACAUCCUGGUGACAGUGCAGAACUUGUUACAGCACUGUCUGGAUCCCACACACUUCCUCAGACCUCUCGCCAAACUCUUUUCAGUUAUUAAGAACAAGUUGUCAAGACAGCUGCUCUGUACUGUUUUCCAGAGUCUGUCUGAUUUUGAAAGUGGACUAAAAUACAUUACGGAUAUCGUAAAGCUUAAUGCCUUUGAUAAAAGACAUCUUGAUGACAUCAACUUUGACGUCCGAUUCUCAGCCUUCCAGACCAUCACCUCCAGCAUAAAGGCAAUGCCGACGGUGGAUGCGGACUACCUCAUCGCCGUGAUGCACAGCUGUUUCUAUAAUAUGGAGAUAGGAGACAUGUCUUUGAGUGACAAUGCCAGCAUAUGCUUGACAAGUAUAAUCAAAAGGCUAGCUGCUUUGAAUGUCACGGAGAAAGAAUAUAAGGAGAUCAUUCACCGGACACUCCUGGAGAAACUGAGGAAAGGGCUGAAGAGCCAGACAGAGAGUGUUCAACAUGACUAUACCCUGAUCCUUUCCUGUUUGAUUCAAACUUUUCCAAAUCAACUGGAAUUUAAGGACUUGGUACAGCUCACUCAUUACCAUGACCCGGAAAUGGACUUCUUUGAGAACAUGAAGCACAUUCAGAUCCACAGGCGAGCAAGAGCCUUGAAGAAACUGGCUAAGCAGCUCCUGGAGGGACAGGUUGUGAUGUCUUCUAAAUCUCUUCAGAAUUACAUCAUGCCUUAUGCCAUGGCUCCAAUUCUUGAUGAGAAAAUGCUCAAGCAUGAAAACAUAACCAUUGCUGCCACAGAGGCUAUCGGAGCCAUCUGCAGACACCUGUCUUGGCCAGCAUAUGUCUAUUACUUGAAACAUUUCAUCCAUGUCUUGCAAUCAGGGCAAAUCAACCAGAAACUGGCUGUCAGUUUGCUGGUGAUUGUGUUGGAAGCAUUCCAUUUUGACUACAGAACUCUAGAAGAACAAAUGGGAAAUGUUAAGAAUGAAGAAAACACGGUUGAGAUGGCUGAGUUACUGGAGCAUGAAGCCAUGGAAGUGGAGGACAUGGAUGAGGAGAAGGAACAAGUCUCUGAGAGAUUGUCAGACAGCAAGGAGCCACUGGAAGCCCCUGAGGCAGCUGCUUCUGAGGGGACAGCAGCUAAGGAGAAAGAGUGCAUCUCUAAGUCUGUCUCUUUUUUUCCUCGGAAUAAGGAGGAGUUAGAAAGAACAAUUAAAACCAUCCAGGGAGCCGUAACUGGGGACAUUCUCCCCAGGCUGCAUAAGUGCCUUGCAUCUGCGACCAAAAGAGAAGAAGAGCACAAGCUGGUCAAGUCAAAGGUUGUGAAUGACGAGGAGGUGGUCCGAGUCCCCCUGGCCUUCGCCAUGGUCAAGCUGAUGCGGUCCCUUCCACAGGAAGUUAUGGAGGCAAAUCUGCCCAGUAUUUUGCUGAAAGUGUGUGUCCUCCUCAAGAACAGAGCACAGGAAAUUAGAGACAUUGCACGCAGCACUCUCUCCAGAAUAAUCGAAGAUCUGGGUGUGCACUUUCUGCAGUACGUUCUCAAAGAAUUACAGACGACCCUUGUCCGCGGGUAUCAGGUCCAUGUGCUGACCUUCACUGUUUACACACUGCUGCAAGGCCUCUCCAGCAAACUGCAAGUUGGGGAUUUAGAUUCUUGUCUUCACAUAAUGACUGAGAUUUUUAACCAUGAAUUGUUUGGGGCCCUUGCUGAAGAAAAAGAAGUAAAGCAGAUUCUGUCCAAAGUCAUGGAGGCUCGAAGGAGCAAGAGUUACGACUCCUAUGAAAUCCUGGGCAAGUUUGUCGGAAAACAGCAAGUUACGAAACUUAUUCUUCCGUUAAAAGAGAUCCUACAAAAUACCACAAGUUUAAAACUUGCCCGGAAAGUUCACGAAACCUUACACCGAAUUAUAGCAGGAUUGAUUGUGAAUCCGGACAUGACGGCAGAUGCUCUUCUGCUGCUCAGUUACGGCUUGGUCAGUGAAAACCUGCCGCUGCUAACAGAGAAAGAAAAAAAACCGGCAGCCCCUGUGCCUGAUGCUCAACUGCCACCCCAGAGCUGCCUUCUGCUCCCUGCAACUCCAGUUCGAGGUGGGCCAAAAGCUGUCGUGAGCAAGAAAACCAAUAUGCACAUAUUUAUUGAGUCUGGGCUUCGGCUGCUGCACCUGAGUCUAAAGACUUCCAAGAUCAAGUCUUCUAGUGAGCAUGUGCUGGAAAUGUUGGACCCUUUUGUGUCCCUCCUCAUAAACUGCCUGGGUGCCCAGGAUGUGAAGGUGAUCACAGGAGCUUUGCAGUGCCUGAUCUGGGUCUUGCGGUUCCCUCUGCCUUCCAUAGCAACCAAAGCAGAGCAGCUGACGAAACACCUUUUCCUCCUGCUGAAGAACUAUGCAAGAGUAGGGGCUGCACGGGGCCAGAAUUUCCACCUGGUUGUGAAUUGUUUCAAGUGUGUAACCAUCGUUGUAAAGAAAGUCAAGUCUCACCAGAUAACUGAGAAACAACUUCAGGUUCUCCUGGCUUAUGCUGAGGAAGACAUUUAUGAUACUUCAAGACAAGCCACUGCAUUUGGUCUUCUGAAGGCUAUCUUGUCAAGAAAAUUAUUGGUCCCAGAAAUUGACGAUAUCAUGCGGAAAGUAUCCAAGUUGGCAAUUUCUGUACAAAAUGAACCUGCCAGAGUCCAGUGCAGACAGGUUUUCCUGAAAUACAUUCUUGACUAUCCCCUCGGUGAGAAAUUGAGACCAAACUUGGAAUUCAUGCUUGCUCAGCUGAAUUAUGAACAUGAGACGGGAAGAGAAUCUGCUUUGGAAAUGAUCGCCUAUCUGUUUGAGACCUUCCCUCAGGGCCUCCUCCAUGACCACUGCGGGAUGUUCUUCAUCCCUCUCUGCCUAAUGACGGUCAACGAUGACUCUGCCACGUGCAAAAGGAUGGCAUCCAUGACCAUCAAGUCCUUACUCAGCAAGGUCAGCCUUGAGAAGAGGGACUGGCUGUUUGCUCUAGUUACCUCCUGGUUUGAAGCAAAAAAGCGAUUAAACAGGCAACUGGCUGCCCUGGCCUGUGGUUUAUUUGUGGAAAGCGAAGGAGUUGAUUUUGAGAGAAGGCUUGGAACUCUUCUUCCUGUGAUUGAAAAGGAAAUUGAUCCUGAAAUUUUUAAAGAUAUCAUAGAGGAGACGGAAGAAAAGGCUGCAGAUCGCCUGCUGUUUGGUUUUCUCACUCUGAUAAGUAAACUCAUCAAGGAAUGUAACAUUAUUCACUUUACCAAGCCCUCUGAGACUCUGAGUAAAAUCUGGAGUCAUGUGCACUCUCACCUCAGACACCCACACAGCUGGGUGUGGCUCACAGCAGCCCAGAUUUUUGGAUUGCUCUUUGCCUCUUGCCAACCAGAAGAGCUCAUUCAAAAAUGGAAAGGCAAAAAGGCCAAAAAGAAGACCUCAGACCCUGUAGCAGUCAGGUUCCUAACAAGUGACCUUGGCCAGAAGAUGAAGAGUAUCACCCUGGCAUCAUGCCAUCAGCUGCAGUCCAAAUUCUUAGAUGAGUCUCUAGGAGAACAGGUUGUUAAGAACUUACUGUUCAUAGCGAAAGUUUUAUAUUUACUGGAACUUGAAUCUGGGAACAAGCAAGGAGAGUUAAAAGACUCAGAAGAACAGGACACUUUAGCAGAUGCUCUGGCCAGAGAGGCGGCAGAAGAGAAGGCUGGUGGAAAAACGGAGUCUGACAGAGAAGAGCCCAGCAAGCCAGCCACAUUGAUGUGGCUGAUCCAGAAGCUGUCCCGAAUGGCUAAGCUGGAAGCGGCCUAUUCACCCAGAAACCCCUUAAAGAGAACCUGCAUCUUUAAGUUCCUCGGUGCCAUAGCCGUGGAUCUUGGAGUAGAGCGGGUAAAGCCCUAUCUCCCAGUGAUCAUCGCUCCACUGUUUCGAGAACUCAACAGCACCUAUUCAGAGCAAGACCCUGUUCUGAAGAAUUUAUCCCAGGAAAUCAUAGAAUUACUCAAAAAGCUGGUUGGACUAGAGAGCUUCUCAUUAGCCUUUGCCUCUGUCCAGAAACAGGCUAGUGAAAAGAGAGCACUUCGGAAAAAGAGGAAGGCCCUGGAGUUUGUAACCAAUCCUGAUAUUGCUGCCAAGAAGAAGUUGAAGAAACAUAAAAAUAAAAGUGAAGCAAAGAAGAGAAAGAUAGAGUUCCUGCGUCCGGGUUAUAAGGCCAAGAGACAAAAGUCCCACAGCCUCAGAGACUUGGCAAUGGUGGAGUGAGGUCUCCCUGUGUGCGUUAACUCAGCUGUCUCUACCAGGAUGGAAACCUGAACACCCUGCCUUAGUGUACUGGGCUCAAUGUCCAGCAGAUUUUGCUCCUUGUUUUGGGAGGUGGGUGUGGUGGCUUGACACCCGUACUCUCUGGACUAAAAAGGCUCAGGCAAGAGGAUUGCCACAAGUUUCAGAGUGCUGCACUGAGAUCGGGCUCAAGCAAAAGAAAUUAAGUUAAAACUUUGGCAUAGAUUUGUAAUGUAUAUUUUAUGUAACCAUACUUGUAUUUUUUAAUUAAAAUGUUUAUAUGCUA
This is a messenger RNA of Grammomys surdaster, 8780 nucleotides long. RefSeq names its product UTP20 small subunit processome component (gene Utp20). Gene Ontology annotation, cellular component: 90S preribosome; small-subunit processome; nucleolus. The coding region runs from base 128 to 8476 and encodes 2782 amino acids. The record is from RefSeq and is a predicted model, not a curated record. NCBI's taxonomy places the organism in Eukaryota, Metazoa, Chordata, Mammalia, Rodentia, Muridae. The transcript has 62 exons.